CCGUCAACGACAAGACCUCUGGCUGGUUCUCAAGACGACACGCUAUGCAACCUUCAGUCGUGCCUAGUGACGACUCCAGUACUUCAAGCCUGAGUAGGAUCAUCGAACAUCAUGCACUUCAUUUCUUCCUCAGGAUGGGUGGCAAAUUUGACGACUGGGAGGAAGCUACGCGUCAAGGCAUGCGAGAUGACAUGCUCGAGCGGUGGCAGAGGAGUGAAUGGGGUGGCGGGCUGAAAAGACGUACAGUUGGCAGCACUGCUACCACGCAGUGGGUGGGCGGUUCAUUUGAAGUGGGCGAUGUCCUGGGAGUAAACAUACUAGAAGAUCCGCCUGCAGGCCCAUCAUUGGCAGACCCACCUCGGAGCUCAUCUUCGACCAGAGACACGCAUGCCGUCUCCCUCGUGCCUUCUACCGUUGGGGAAAGCUCUUUUGUCACUGCGAACUCUUCUCUUUCAAGCAUUGAAGGACACCCAGCCACUAAUGGAGAUGCUCUGCAGCCUGUGAACUCUAACACAGAGACGUCAGAAACGCGCGGCUUUAUGAAUGCCUCGCCCUCUCCUAACUUAACUGGCGCAAGCUACCACGCCGCAUCCACGGAAGCACUCAUUGUUCCUGAGAUGUCUUUGAAUCGCAACAAAUCUCGCAAGAACGUUCAUUAUGUCGAUGAACCGCCAACACCUCAGCUUCAGCUUACCUCAGAGGAGCCGGCAGCACCCAGUGAAGUGUUGAAUAGGUCCGGAGAUGAAGUGAACGAAACGAGUGCGGGAGCGACCGCUGAGGUGGACACCCCUCCUUUAAAUCGAGAGGGUAUCGUUUAUCGAGAUCGUAUGCUCGUUAGAGUAAGCUACACGAAGUCAGAGAAUCUCUCACGGACGUUCAAUGAACACGAGAAUCGAGUGACCAGUCACUUACGUUAUGAAGACUGGGCAGAGUUUCUCGUGGUAUGGAGGAAGGACAGAAUAGAACUAUACGAGGAUUACAGCAUGCCGGGGAAGGAAUGGGUCACUGGUCACAAACACUUGGCGUUUGUUAUCCCUUUGAGAUCUCGACGGACCCAAGUGUCCCUUUACUCGUUCACGGAUCUUUCAUUUUGCAUUCUUUGUCCUCCAACACCAGUCCACAAUGGCGAGACCAAAGCUCGACAAAUCUUUCAUCUGGCGAAGGUCGGGACAAACGUCUUUAUAUUCAAGACCAAAAGCCGGACAAGGGCGGUGGACUGGGUAUGGCACCUCUGGCAGAAGUUCGGUGGUGAAAUCCCAACUUCUCUCGAGAUACGAUGUCCGAAUAUCGACAGCCGAAUAAAACUGGCUGUCCCCGUGGGCGACACGACGGACCUCGAUAAGGCUUUCGCUAUGUUCAGCAAGUCGAAUAUCAUCAACCUCGUCCGAAACUCCCUUAAAGAAGUUUCGGGUUCCGCUGUAAUGAGCGAUUGGGAAGCAAUUAUAUCUCAGAAAGACGCGGUGGGAAAAUCAAUAGAGCUGGCAUGGCGCUCGGAGGCGAAACUCGAUUGGAUAUGGUGGGACAAGGAUGUGGAUGGCAAUUCGAGAGACUGGGCAAUGCUCUGCGGGAUGGCCUUAAAACAGGCAGGCAAACCUGCUCAGCUGGAACUUCGUCUACAAGAGCAUUUUCCGUCGACCCUUCACCUUUCAAAUGGUGUUAAGAUGCAAGAACCGCCCGGACUCGAGGGCUAUCUUAACCGGAUUAAACCUCGCACGCAAGUCAAGCAGGAGGUCUACGUGUCGACCCAUGAUGGAAAUCUGUUCUUCCUCGCGCCAGGUUCUGCAGGCCCACCAACGCCACCAAAUGUUCACCUCUCUAGCGGCGUGCUGCCUCCAGCGGAUGACAUUGUGCACUCUCUACGGAAUGAAGAAUCCCAUCGAGAAUCAAAGCAGGUUCAGACCGCUUAUGGGGUCAUAGACCUGCGGCACAUCCUACUCGUUCGCAGAGCGACAGAUCCGACACCCCAUAUUCAAGUUGAUGUAACCCAGCUCACGCAGGAGGCAGCGGAUUACAACAUGCAUCCGGAAUUCUCUCUGUUUGACCCGGAUGGUAGCGACAAUGAGGAUGAGGGUGGUGAAGCAGGACUAAGCAAUGCCACUAACAAGCCGGGGCUACGACUCAAGCGAUCUUUCGAGAUCAUCAUGGAAAGCGGAACCAUCGUUCGAUUUGAGGCCUAUUCCUGUAACGUAUGUCUCGAGUGGCUAAUGCGGCUCAGGUCGCUUGUGCUUUACUGGAAGCAACGGCAUCGCAUCGAUGCACACGACGAGAUGGAGGUGGCUUACUCGGCCAGCCGCCAGCUGCGAUUGACACCGCGCGUAACCAAGUGCCACCAGCAACACGGCUCAGAUCAUGCUCCUGAGCCGCUCACCGACCCCGAAGCACCUAUGCCCGCGCUUAGCUCGCUAUAUCACUGGUGUGUUCUGCUGGGAUGCAGACCAAUCAUAAAGAGCGGGAGAGCCUUUGUGCGGAAGGGCCUCCGUGGACAAUACAAGCUCGUCCAACUCUUCCUCGUCGCUGGUCAUCUGAUACAAUACCACGUCAGCCCCCGCAGUCCUCUACAUCACCGUCGCUCGAAGGAAAUAAGCCUAUUGGAUGCCUACGUCUGCUCGGGUUAUCUUGCAGCAUUGACUCUCCGGCGGGAAGAGUUCAGACCUGAUAACACUGCCAUAGCUAGGCAUUACAAUGACGGACUGGAGACCGAAGAUCCAGAAGAAGACACGCUCUUCAUUAUAUGGUACCGCAAGAAUAAAUCCCCACCCUCAUCCGCAAUGGGUCAAACGAACACCUCGAAUAUACCCUCUCUGUCGGCGAAGAAUCACAUCGCUGUUUUCCGAACCCGAAGUAAGAUAGAGCGCGACACCUGGUGCUGGGCGCUUAACCACGAGCUUGAUAAAAUGGCCAGGGACAAUGUAGACCGAGAGCGCCUGUUGAGGGGCAUGGGCAAGCUGAAGGAGAGCUGAGACAAGAUACCCAACACAUUUACCAGCUGCAUCUUUCUACUUCUAUUAUCGUUAUAAGUUUCUCAUUCAUCUUAGGAUUAUUCAAUUAGGAUUAUUCGAUCGCAUUUGCAAGGUUUGUUGCAUUUCACCGCAUCUAUACCCCUGCUUCGUACCCUACUACGAGACAAAUUACCAGUGCAUAAUGUUUAAUGGACAAUGUACAAAGC
Molecule: messenger RNA, 3166 nt
Organism: Coniophora puteana RWD-64-598 SS2
Lineage: Eukaryota; Fungi; Basidiomycota; Agaricomycetes; Boletales; Coniophoraceae
Exons: 8
Coding region: 45-2960 (971 amino acids)
Biological process (GO): protein localization to prospore membrane; ascospore-type prospore membrane formation
Cellular component (GO): prospore membrane
Source: RefSeq, a predicted model, not a curated record